Molecule: messenger RNA, 762 nt
Organism: Danaus chrysippus (African queen)
Lineage: Eukaryota; Metazoa; Arthropoda; Insecta; Lepidoptera; Nymphalidae
Source: the annotation of a GenBank genome assembly
AUGAAACCCAAAAGCAUUAGAUGCAUGAAGUUUUUUCUGGCGCUCUUUAACAUAAUAUUCAUUUUGUUCGGGUUGGUCCUGAUGGCGAUAUGUGUGAUCAAUAUGCGUGAUCGAGCUCAACGCGAACAGCCAUCUUCACUGUCCAGGGGAGUGUUGUCUUUUAUCCUUACCCUGGGAUUUGGAUUGAUUGUCACCGCUGUGCUAGGCUGCAUUGGCUCUUUGAGAGAAAAUGUCAAGAUUCUAUACGUGCACGCCUGUUUCCUUAUGUUCCUGUUAUCGGUAGAGGUGAUGGUAGGAGUGGGGAGUGCAGUCAUAAACGCCUGGGUCGGAGGGGGCAGUGAGCUCAGGCUGCAGUUCUAUAAGAACAUCACAGUCGAUGAUGAAGGACCUAACCAGCAGGCCUUCUGGGACAAAUUACAGUCUGAAAACCAGUGCUGCGGCGUAGACGGUCCCCAAGACUAUGCCAUCUUACAACGAGAUAUUCCCGCGUCUUGUUGCGCACGCGCACACCCCUUACGGGAAGGCGGUGCAAGAAGACAUCUUCACUCUACCUGUAUCACCGAGAAAACAUACUACGUGAGAGGCUGCGAGGAAGUGCUGCGACAGAAGAAGGCGUUCAAGGGAAACAUUUUUAUUACAACUGGAAUUAUUUUUACUCUAUUGGAGAUCGUAUGCAUCAUUCUAUCUCUAUGGAUGGCGCGCGUCGUGAGACAGGAACGUAGAAAACUUCAACAGAACUUACAAGCUCAUUUCGAGACUUAA